GCGUCAAAACAUUGCGAGAAAUGGAAAUUAAUAUUUGUAACUAACGAAUUCAGUCAGAUUCGAGUUCUUAUAGGACUGAAAACUCUCUUUCUAGUUGUAAAGUGUCAGCAUGUCCGGCGAUCAGGGCGAUGUGUCCAGCUGCAAGCUGGAGAAACUCCAGCUGAAUGAGGAGCUGGAGCAGAGCGACUUCUUUCAGACCUACUCUCGCCUGGAGACGCACAUGGAUCUGCUGAAGGACUCGGCGCGCACCACGGCCUAUCAGGAUGCCAUUCAACACAACCGACAGCUCUUCGAGGGCAAGGUUGUGCUGGAUGUGGGCUGCGGCAUGGGGAUUCUCUCGAUCUUUGCGGCCAAGGCGGGGGCCAGCAAGGUGAUUGGAGUGGAGAACGCGGACAUUGCCGCACUGGCCAGCCAGAUAGUGAAGGAUAAUGGAAAGGAGAACGUGGUGAAUGUGGUCAAGGGGCUGAUUGAGGAGGUGGAGCUGCCCGAUGGCAUUCAGCAGGUGGACAUAAUUGUGUCCGAGUGGAUGGGCAACGCUUUGUACAUGGAGGGCAUGCUGCAUUCGGUGCUCUUCGCCCGCGACAAGUGGCUGCGCCCCGGUGGCCUGGUGCUGCCCAAUGUGGCCAAUCUGUGGAUAGCUGGUGCCUGUGAUCCGCAUCGCUCUCUCAACAAUGACUUCUGGAACAACGUCGAGGGCUUCGACAUGAGCAGCGUCAAGAAUCAGGUGGCCCAUGAGGCUGUCGUGGACUGUGUGGCCAGCCAGAAUUUGCUCACCAACGAGUAUCUCGUGCACACGACUCGCCUGGAGAGUGCCCCCAAUGCACCGAUCAAGUUUCGCACGACCUUUGAGCUGGAGGCCCUGCGCACCGGUAUAAUCCACUCGAUGAUCCUGUACUUUGACGUGGGCUUCUUUGUGGGCCAGACGGAGAAGCCCGUGACGCUUUCCACCUCGCCCCAGUCGCCCUGGACGCACUGGGAGCAGACCGUCCUGCAUCUGGACACUCCCAUUUAUGUCCAGGCUCACGAACGGAUCAGCGGCGGGGUCGGCAUGUUUCCCAGCGCGGGAAACAGUCGCUGCAUGAACUUCGAGCUGGGCAUCCGCUCCAAGGAAGCCCAGGGCCAGGCGUCGCAUUUCAAGUACUUUACCUCAUCGCAGAAGCUGUAGCUGUAGCUGCAGCUGGUGGGGAUGGGAUCGCAUUUGUGUCGUAAGAUGACGCAAAUGCCAUCAACAGAUAUUUGCCUUAUUCGCGUCGUCGAUCAUUAAAUGCGCUGAACAGAAA
Molecule: messenger RNA, 1280 nt
Organism: Drosophila obscura
Lineage: Eukaryota; Metazoa; Arthropoda; Insecta; Diptera; Drosophilidae
Product: protein arginine N-methyltransferase 1
Exons: 2
Coding region: 110-1165 (351 amino acids)
Biological process (GO): peptidyl-arginine methylation
Cellular component (GO): nucleus
Molecular function (GO): protein-arginine N-methyltransferase activity
Source: RefSeq, a predicted model, not a curated record